Messenger RNA from Lolium rigidum, 3046 nucleotides. Its product is annotated as probable lipoxygenase 8, chloroplastic. The record is from RefSeq and is a predicted model, not a curated record. Lineage: Eukaryota; Viridiplantae; Streptophyta; Magnoliopsida; Poales; Poaceae. The transcript has 4 exons. Gene Ontology annotation, biological process: lipid oxidation. The coding region runs from base 108 to 2891 and encodes 927 amino acids. Gene Ontology annotation, molecular function: metal ion binding; oxidoreductase activity, acting on single donors with incorporation of molecular oxygen, incorporation of two atoms of oxygen; protein binding.
CGCACACACGCAAGCCUCCUCCGAAUUUAUUAGACACGCCGCGAGAUCGGACGAGAUCGUACGUGACAUACGUCUACCCAUUGCCAGAGCUAGCUAUAAAACCAUCCAUGUCGUCGCUUCCUCUACUCAAACCAACCUACAGCCUCCACCAGAGCCACCACCAUAACUGCGCGAGCCGUCGCCGCAUCCUCCCUUCCUCCAUCUCCUCCUCCACCUUCAGCAGCAGCCUCCCGUCGUCGUCCCUCCCCGCCGGCAGAACGCGGAGGCAGACCGUGCGCUGUGCAUCGUCGCCGACGACCUCCCCUGUCGGACCGUCCCAGCCGGUGCCAAGCAGCAGCAGCGGCGGUUCUGCCAUGGCCGGAAAGGGCGGCGCUUCCGUGCGCGUGAAGGUGGUGGCCAGGGUCAAGGUCACCGUCGGCGGGUUCCUCGAUGGUCUGAGGCCGUCCAGGACGCUCGAUGACAUCAAGGACCUCAUCGGCAGGUCGCUCGAGCUCCAGCUCGUCAGCGCCGAGCUUGAUGCCAAGACGGGAAAGGAGAAACAGACGGUGAAGAGCUACGCCCAUAAGGUGGCCGACGACGAGAUCGACAUCGUCACCUACGAGGCCGAGUUCAGCGUGCCGGCCGGCUACGGCGCCAUCGGCGCCGUGCUGGUCGGCAACGAGCACGGCACGGAGAUGUUGCUCGAGGACCUGAAGGUUGUCACGGCCGGAGACUCGGCGGCGCCGCUCGUCAUCCGGUCCGACUCCUGGCUGCCGCCCAAGUCCGGCGACGCCAAGCGCGUCUUCUUCGCCAACAAGCCGUACCUGCCAAGCCAGACUCCUCCGGGGCUCCAGACCUACCGGAAGACCGACCUGGUGAAGAAGCGCGGCGACGGCACCGGCAAGAGGCAGGCCAGCGACCGGAUCUACGACUUCGACGUGUACAACGACCUCGGCAACCCCGACGCCGGCGCCGACAGCGCCCGGCCCGUCCUCGGCGGCAACAAGCAGUUCCCUUACCCGCGCCGCAACCGCACCGGCCGUCCCCCGUCCGCCAAGGACCCGGAGUCGGAGGCGAGGGCCGGCGACGUGUACGUGCCGAGGGACGAGGCGUUCUCCGAGGAGAAGAACACGCAGUUCGCGCUCAAGACGCUGCAGUCGGUGCUCCACGCCGCCGUGCCGGCCGUGCAGUCCACGCUCAUCGACAGCAACCAGGGCUUCCCCUCCUUCUUCGUCAUCGACAAGCUCUUCGAGGACGGCGUCCAGCUGCCGCGCGCCGAAGAGCUCGGAUUCCUCCGCAGCGCCGUCCCCCGGUUGCUCGAGCUCCUCCGCGACGGCCCCGGCGACCAGAUCCUCCUCUUCGACACCCCCGCCAAUGUCCAAAAGGACAAGUUUGCGUGGUUACGGGACGAGGAGUUCGCGAGGGAGGCGCUCGCCGGCAUCAACCCGUACGCCAUCGAGCUCGUCACGGAGUUUCCUCUGAAGAGCAAGCUGGACCCGGCGGUGUACGGGCCGGCGGAGUCGGCGAUCACCGCCGAGCUGCUGGAGGCGCAGAUGGGCCACGUGAUGACGGUGGCGGAGGCGGUCAAGAGCAAGAGGCUCUUCAUGCUAGACUUCCACGACCUGUUCAUCCCAUACGUGCACAAGAUCCGUGCCCUCGAGCACACCACCAUGUACGGCUCCCGCACGCUCUUCUUCCUCUGCGACGACGGCACGCUCCGCCUGCUCGCCAUCGAGCUUACCCGCCCGGCGUCCCCGUCGCUGCCGCAGUGGAGGCAGGUGUUCACCCCGUCCACGGACACCAUCAAGUCCUGGCUCUGGCGGAUGGCCAAGGCCCACGUCCGCGCGCACGACGCCGGCCACCACGAGCUCGUCACUCACUGGCUGCGCACGCACUGCGCCGUCGAGCCCUACAUCAUCGCAGCCAACCGGCAGCUCAGCGAGAUGCACCCCAUCUACCGGCUGCUGCACCCGCACUUCCGCUACACCAUGCGGAUCAACGCGCUGGCGCGGUCGGCGCUCAUCAACGGCGGCGGCAUCAUCGAGCUCACCUUCUCGCCGCAGAAGUACGCCAUGGAGAUCAGCUCCGUCGCAUACGACAAGCUCUGGCGGUUCGACAUGGAGGCCCUUCCUGCCGACCUCGUCCGCAGGGGGAUGGCGGAGGAGGACCCCACGGCGGAGCACGGCCUCAAGCUCACCAUCAAGGACUACCCGUUCGCCAACGACGGGCUGCUCAUCUGGGACGCCAUCAAGGCGUGGGUGCAGGCGUACGUGUCACGGUACUACCCUGACGCAGCCACCGUCGCCGGCGACGCGGAGCUGCAGGCGUUCUGGAACGAGGUGCGCACCGUCGGCCACGGCGACAAGAAGGACGCGGCCUGGUGGCCGGAGAUGGACACGCCGGAGAGCCUCGCGCAGACGCUCACCACCAUCAUCUGGGUCGCGGCGGCGCACCACGCGGCCGUCAACUUCGGUCAGUACGACUUCGGAGGGUACUUCCCGAACCGCCCUUCCAUCGCGCGCACCAACAUGCCGGUGGAGGAGCCCGUGGAUGCCGUGGCGUUCGAGAAGUUCCUUGACAACCCGGACCAGGCGCUCCGGGAGUGCUUCCCGUCGCAGGUGCAGGCGACGCUGGUGAUGGCCGUGCUGGACGUGCUGUCCAGCCACUCCCCCGACGAGGAGUACCUGGGAGGGAUGGAGACCGCGCCAUGGGGAAACGACGCCGCUGUGCAGGCAGCGUAUCAGAAGUUCAACGAGCAGCUCAAGGAGGUGGAGGGGAUCAUCGACGGCCGGAACAAGAACAGGAAGCUCAAGAAUCGAUGCGGCGCUGGCAUCUUGCCGUACCAGCUCAUGAAGCCAUUCUCGCAGCCCGGUGUCACCGGCAUGGGCAUCCCCAACAGCACCUCCAUAUGAUCCAAGACGAACUUUAAUUAACAACAUAUAUGCGUGAAUCGAUCUGGUAGAUUUGUGCGUUCAUUAAUUAAAGCUUAGUAUCCAUUAUUUCAUUUACGGUUGUAUAUCCAACUAAUAUAUGUACAAUUUAGAUAUUCAAAAAGUUGACAUGUGUA